Molecule: messenger RNA, 1830 nt
Organism: Gadus chalcogrammus (walleye pollock)
Lineage: Eukaryota; Metazoa; Chordata; Actinopteri; Gadiformes; Gadidae
Gene: mmp16b
Product: matrix metallopeptidase 16b (membrane-inserted)
Exons: 11
Coding region: 1-1830 (609 amino acids)
Biological process (GO): proteolysis; skeletal system development; extracellular matrix organization
Cellular component (GO): extracellular matrix
Molecular function (GO): zinc ion binding; metalloendopeptidase activity
Source: RefSeq, a predicted model, not a curated record
AUGACCUUAGUAUCCUCCGCUAAAAGAAAACCGUCGAAUUGCUUUUACGCAGCAGCUUUCUGCUUGCAUUUGUUUUUGAUUCACAUUCUGCGUGGCGUGUCCGGAGACGAAGCCCAUCUGUUCAGCGUGGAGGAAUGGCUGCACAAAUAUGGCUACCUGCCUCACACCGACCCCAGGAUGUCGGUGCUGCGCUCCACGCAGACCAUGAACUCAGCCAUCGCCGCCAUGCAGCGCAUCUACGGUUUGAACAUCACCGGGACCCUGGAUGAACACACCAAGGAUUGGAUGCAGAGGCCGCGCUGUGGCGUUCCCGACACGAUGAAGAACGCCUCGCGCUCCCGGAAGCGGCGCUACGCACUGACGGGCCAGAAGUGGCAGCGCACACACAUCACCUACAGCAUCAAGAACGUGACGCCCAAGGUGGGCGCCAGGGAGACCCACGACGCCAUCCGCCGGGCCUUCGACGUGUGGCAGGGCGUGACGCCGCUGCGCUUCGAGGCCGUGCCCUACAGCGCCCUGGAGAGCGGCCGGCGCGACGUGGACAUCACCAUCAUCUUCGCCUCGGGUUUCCACGGCGACAGCUCGCCCUUCGACGGCGAAGGCGGCUUCCUGGCCCACGCCUACUUCCCCGGCCCCGGGAUCGGAGGAGACACGCACUUCGACUCGGAUGAACCCUGGACCCUCGGCAACCCCAACCAUGAUGGUAACGACCUGUUCCUGGUGGCGGUCCAUGAGUUGGGCCAUGCUCUGGGCCUGGAACACUCCAACGACCCCACAGCCAUCAUGGCUCCGUUCUACCAGUACAUGGACACAGAGAACUUCAAGCUACCUCACGACGACCUGCAGGGAAUACAGAAGAUUUACGGUCCGCCCGACCGCUCCCCUCAGCCCACCAGACCCCCGCCGACCGCCUCCCCGCCCCGCCUGCACCACCCGCCCUCCGACCCCCGGAAGCACGAGCGGCAGGUGCGGCCCCACCGCCCCCCCCAGGGGAACAAGCCCACCAACCCCAACGCCAAGCCCAACAUCUGCGACGGGGGCUUCAACACCCUAGCCAUCCUCCGCCAGGAGCUGUUUGUGUUCAAGGACCAGUGGUUCUGGCGUGUACGGGACAACUCGGUGGUCCCGGGCUACCCGAUGCAGAUCAAUUACUUCUGGCGAGGCCUGCCUUCCAAGAUAGACGCCGUCUACGAGAACAGUGAGGGGAAGUUUGUCUUCUUCAAAGGCAACCGUUUCUGGGUGUUCAAGGACACCACCCUGCAACCCACCUACCCUCAGGACAUCUCUCUGUUCGGCAGCGGCAUGCCCACGCAGAGCAUCGAGACGGCCGUGUGGUGGGAGGACGUGGCCAAGACCUACUUCUUCAAAGGGGACAGAUACUGGAGGUACAACGAAGACAUGCGCACCAUGGACCCCGGCUACCCCAAACCCAUCGGCGUGUGGAAGGGCAUCCCGGACUCGCCCCAGGGCGCCUUCGUGGACAAGGCCAAUGGCUUCACCUACUUCUACAAGGGCAAGGAGUACUGGAAGUUCAACAACCAGAUGCUGCGCGUGGAGCCCAGCUACCCGCGCUCCAUCCUGCGGGACUUCAUGGGCUGCGACGGCCUGCCCGCCGACCACGACUGGGACUGGAGCCCCCCGAGUGACGUUGACAUCGUCCCCAAGCUGGACCCGGCGUCGGGCGGCACGGAGAAGGCCGUGGCCAUCGCCAUCCCGUGCGUGCUGGCGCUGUGCAUGAUGGUGCUGCUCUACACCGUCUUCCAGUUCAGGAGGAAGAGCACGCAGCGCCACAUACUGUACUGCAAGCGCUCCAUGCAAGAGUGGGUGUGA